AGAUUAUAUAAUUUAACAUAAUCGUGUUGAUAUUAAAAUAAACAGUAACGUUAGGUGAAAUCAACGCCAUGCGUUGUGUUUGCCCCGGUCUGGACAGUAACGUUAACCUAGUUUGGGAGACUAAAGCCAUAUGCUGUAUGGGGUCAUUAAAGAUUUAAAUCCCCUUGUGUGGUUUUAUCAGAUUAUAGUCUAGCUGUGUGAUCCUAGUUAGUUACCUGAUUCAGCAGGAAAGGAGACAGCAGUCCGAAUAUGACUGAUUUAAACUGCCAGUCUAAUUCUCUUGUAUCUGCACUAACUGCAUUUGCUUUCAUUGUCUCUUCAACAUGUCUUUUUUACAGACCGGUGAUUAUAACAAGAAUGGGGAAUUUCACGUCGGCAGCGCCUGGGUUGUCAACCUCAGCAUGUACUCAGUUUGUCCAGGAUAUUGUGUCCAGUAACUGUGUUGUGAUAUUCUCCAAAACCACGUGUCCAUACUGUAAGAUGGCGAAGAAUGUCUUCAAUGAAAUCGGAGCUUCAUAUAAAGUUGUUGAACUGGAUGAGCACAAUGACGGUAGACGUCUCCAGGAGACCUUAGGGCAAAUGACAGGUGCCAGAACAGUGCCAAGAGUCUUUAUUAACGGGCAGUGCAUUGGAGGAGGCACAGAUACAAAACAGCUCCACCAACAAGGGAAACUUCUGCCUCUUAUUGAACAAUGUAGGCCGUGCUGUUUGAGUACCAGCCCCGAGGGCUCUGGCAACGCUCAAUAUCAACAUAAUCAGUCAUAAUGUUUUGUAAUGUGUAAUAUUGUAUUUGUUGGUCACCCUUGAACAGAAACAAAGGUUAAGUAGUUGUGUUUAAAAUGUAUGCUGCUGUCGGGACAAAAACGAACUGCCUGAUUGAUUGACACUGUUAUGAGUAUUGUUGUUUAGGGGUUAUUAUGCACUGUAUGUUUAUUUGUAAAAUAUGGUAUUACACUAAGCAUUUUGACCUGAGUUACGAAACCUCAGUAUUAUUUUAUGUACAAAAAUAUUUAAAAUAAAGUAUUAAAGUCUUUUA
Labeo rohita (rohu) is the source of this 1036-nucleotide messenger RNA. RefSeq names its product glutaredoxin 2 (gene glrx2). Bases 250 to 765 code for a protein of 171 amino acids. NCBI's taxonomy places the organism in Eukaryota, Metazoa, Chordata, Actinopteri, Cypriniformes, Cyprinidae. The record is from RefSeq and is a predicted model, not a curated record. The transcript is spliced from 4 exons.